AUGUCUUUCCUUAAUAGACUUCUUCUCCUUUAUCUUCUGCCAUUCCUGGCACCUCCGAAUUUUGUUUUUGUUCAUGCCGCUUCUAUUGUAAGUUACAAUGGCCCGUCUUCGUCUUCUCCGGAAUUUCGACCUGAUGCGCUUCAUCCCGACACACCAAAUAUAUCCUCGUCCCCACUGAUACUACCUUCUUCAACGAAUUCACAUCCAGUGCUACUUACGACACGUAAAUCAGGAGUUGGAAGGACUCUAACGGACCGAUCCUCUCUGGUUACCAGCUUCCAAGUGAUGCGUGCAGAUAAUCGCCAGUUGCUGACCCAAAUCCGACGUGACUGGCUCCUCAAUUUGCUCUCUAACUUCUCUAAACUGGCUAUCGAAGCCAUUAGCGUCGGAGGCGAUGCCAAUUCCGGGUCAGCCGAGGACCAGUCCCAUUCGCUGAUGUGGAAAAUCUUGAUGAUGCUUUAUAGCCUAUUUGACAUUGAGUCCCCUUUUGCAGUCGACCACUAUCCAUCAUUCUCUGCGUCUUUGCCUGGAUCCGAGUCCCCAGGGGCUGCUGAUAUACUUCAAGAAAGCAAGUAUCACAUCCUAUUCGGCUGGUUGGAACAAUGUCUAAAACACAGGCCCAUGCUGGAGGCUCAGCGUACUGAUAAUCCUAUCCCCAAACUUGAGGAUAGCCAACAAGUCGUCGAUAUUCCUGAUACUGCAAACUGGGUCCAAAAGGCUUUGGAUGGAAGGAUUUAA
Molecule: messenger RNA, 738 nt
Organism: Protopolystoma xenopodis
Lineage: Eukaryota; Metazoa; Platyhelminthes; Monogenea; Polystomatidea; Polystomatidae
Source: the annotation of a GenBank genome assembly